AUUUCGUGUGUUUAAAGGCUGCUUCAAGAGUAGAAUAAUGAGAACGCAGAGCGUCCUCUUUGUACUUCUGUUUACCAUAUGCUAUAUGUUGGGAACUAGCCAGUCAGUCUUUUUCGGGGACUUCAAUCUUCAAGGGUUCCUAAAGACUCGAGAACCGAUAUGGACGUUCAACACCACCAGCGUCAGCAAACGGCUUUGUGUAGUAACAAUACCGGAAAAGGAAAGCGAGGAAAGGAUCGCAUACAAAUUUAUGUACUACGAUCAGUCCGCACAUAAAGUUUCCUUGGAAAUGGAGGGUAAAUUUCGAAAGAGUUCUGGCAUGUACGCCGGUCCAAGAGGUAAACCGAAGGUAUAUGUGUACAAAGUUGCUUAUUAUGACAAACUCUUUCAAUGUGCUGUCAUCAAGAUAUCCCCAGUUUCUACCACCUACGGCAAGCCCUGGUAUGAAUUGCAGGUUUGGGACAUGUAUCUUGAGCGCCGCGAACCAUCGAUGAGUUGUCGAGAACAUUUCCACAAGGUCGCACGUCAUGGCCACGCUAUCUACAAUCCUACAUGUCAUAACAUUCUUCCGAAAAUGUCUCCACCAGCACAGAAAGCCCUAAAGAGGCGCAAUUCAUUGCACUAGCUUUCGAGGUUGCUAGAUGGCAAAUACUUUGUACAAGACAUAAAGCACAUAAACAUCUUGUUUA
This is a messenger RNA of Rhipicephalus sanguineus (brown dog tick), 689 nucleotides long. RefSeq lists its product as uncharacterized. The coding region runs from base 38 to 625 and encodes 195 amino acids. The transcript is spliced from 5 exons. The record is from RefSeq and is a predicted model, not a curated record. NCBI's taxonomy places the organism in Eukaryota, Metazoa, Arthropoda, Arachnida, Ixodida, Ixodidae.